Messenger RNA from Danio rerio (zebrafish), 1692 nucleotides. It is a transcript of the gene zdhhc23b, whose product is annotated as zDHHC palmitoyltransferase 23b. The record is from RefSeq and is marked provisional. Gene Ontology annotation, cellular component: Golgi apparatus; Golgi membrane. Gene Ontology annotation, molecular function: acyltransferase activity; protein-cysteine S-palmitoyltransferase activity; palmitoyltransferase activity. NCBI's taxonomy places the organism in Eukaryota, Metazoa, Chordata, Actinopteri, Cypriniformes, Danionidae.
GACACACAGCGGCGUACUGCUGCUGCUGUGUUUAUGUCACGCUACUUCCUGGUGCUUUUCGAAGUAAACUUCAUACAUUUGGACUAGUUUACUUGCUAUAGUUUUUUUCAGCCACUCUUCGAUUCUGUGAAAUGAAUGAUUAAGUUCCUAUGGGGAAGAAGGCUAAAAGACUAGAAGGUUCCGAAAUCCAACCUGAGGCAGCUGGCGAGCAUGUUUACAGUACUAGAAAGGAAGUUCAUCUCCUGCAAUAUGAAUGUGUUGUGAGUGCUGAAUGCGGUCUCUUUGUUUUAUGAGUUGAUGUCCAUCAUGAAGAAGAGAUCUAGUCGAGCAGCAGAUCCGGAUGAACUUCUGUGCUGUUGUGAGUACAUUGACCGUCAUGGCAGUCGCAGUCACAUGGUGGCAUGUUGCUGUGACUGUGAGGAUUUGGAUGAGGCUUGUGACAGAUGGAUGAACAAGGAGCCUCAAAACCCAGACUCUGUGUCUCGGGCACUGGCCACCAUCAAUGACCGUCUGCGGGUGCCUUGGAUAUCCGGUGCCCGACAAAUAGACGUAUCACUCAUCCCUCCUCUCAUUCUACUGCCUGUUUUUUUGCACAUUGCAGCUUUGCACUACCUGCUGGGAAUUAUAAUGCUGACAGCCAUGCCCAUCACUGUCCUGUGGUAUUAUUUCUUCACUCACCGAAAGAAAGGACGCACUCUAUUCUUCCUCGGCCUCGCUCUCUUCUCCCUCUUCUACAUGUUCUACCUGUUCCUCACGCAGGUGGUUCCUCGAGGGGAAGUCACUGAGCUUCAGCUGGCUGUGGUGACGGCUGGUGUCGCUCUCACUGUUAUUUUCCUUAUGCUCACCAAAAGAGGGCCAGGUUUGGUCAGACCUCGUCCAUCUGAGACUCACAGUACAGUGACGUAUCACAGCACUCCGCCUGAUGUAGAUGGGGUAUAUCUGAAUGGAGCCCGACAUCAGGUGGUCAUAGGCAGUCGGGUCGCUUCAUCUGAACACACUGGUGAACCCGGGACAGAAGAAGAAGAAGAAGGCGUUCAGAAGAGGAACUGGUGUGCUGUGUGUAAGGUGGUGCGUCCUCAGAGAGCCGGACACUGCAGGAUCUGUGGGGUCUGUGUGCUGAGGCUGGAUCAUCACUGUGUCUGGAUCAACAGUUGUGUUGGACUGGCCAAUCACCGCACUUUCCUUCUGACGCUGCUCUUCUUCCUGCUGACGUCGAUUUAUGGCAUCAGUCUGGUUCUGGCAAGUGUGUGUCCUGAUCAGAGAGUCUUGACUGCUCUCUUCUACUGUCCCGAUGUCUACAGUCAAUACAGUUCUGCGCUGUGCUUCACCUGUGCCUGGUACAGCAGUAUCGUGACUGGAGGUUUGCUUCACCUGCUGCUCCUGCAGAUCCUCAACAUCAGCCUGAACGUGACAGAGCGAGAGGCACGUCUGGCCCUCAGAGAGAAGAGCGCUCAAAGGCGCCUCUGGGGUCUCAUCGUCCACACCGGCCAUUAUUCCAGAGGCUUCUGGAGCAACUGGACUGAGUUCUUGACCAUGACUGAAGAUACACAGCCAGCAGGGCACAAAACAGAAGAUUUGGUGUAGAAACUGAGCAUUUAUACAGUGACUAGCAUAAAUGAGAACAUCAUCUGUUAAACAUUUCUUUGAGAAUAUGGAAAUACAGUUUUAUUAAACAGUUCUAUUUAUUAACAU